AUGACGGACGAGCAGAAGGUCUUUAUUCCGCCUAAGCGGGUUAACACCGACUAUCCGGUCAUCGAUACAGACCCUCAUUGGAGGCGGGCUUUUAGAUAUGCAAGACCCGAAGAUUGGACAUAUGGCGCCGGCUUCGCGGCCGUAGGCCCGGCGUUCAUGCUGGCGACUGAGCGAUACGCCCCGUCGUUUUCCGGCAAAGGUGCCUUCGGCCCUGUUUUCAGACUCAGUUGCGCCAUUGGCCUGAUAGCAGGAGCGGGAUUGGUGUACCAGAGGAGCUGCCUGAGAUUCUACGGCUGGACAGAGAAUGACCGAGAAGUCAAGAAGGACAUGCGAGAAAUGGUGGACAAAGUGAAAAAGGGAGAGCCUCUAUACGGAAAGACGGAUCUCACGCCCUACAUGCAGGGUGUUGCUGCGAGAAACAGCAGAUACAGUGCCCUGAUGGCCAACAUCGUGCCGUGGGCCAACUUUACCAACCACAACCAGCAUGGCGUGGACACAGCCAAAUACUAUCAACAGGCAGAACGAGAAUUGGAAGCCGAGAGAACAGCUAAAGGCGGCCAGUGA
Capronia epimyces CBS 606.96 is the source of this 564-nucleotide messenger RNA. RefSeq names its product NADH dehydrogenase. The transcript is spliced from 5 exons. Lineage: Eukaryota; Fungi; Ascomycota; Eurotiomycetes; Chaetothyriales; Herpotrichiellaceae. Bases 1 to 564 code for a protein of 187 amino acids. The record is from RefSeq and is a predicted model, not a curated record.